AUGGAUCAGUCCGGUUCCCAAGCCACCUCUUCUCACAAUGUCAGAAUAGCGGUCAGCGAUCUGGCGAAAUAUUAUCAGUUUAACUGCGACAAAUUGCUUCACCAGACAGCAAAUAACAGGCCGGCGCUUGAAAAGAAGAAGAAAAUAUCAAAAGUCAACCUCGACACGACUCUUAACGAUGCACUUCGUCAUCGGGGAAUGGAAUUCGAGGAGCAAAUCAAAAACAAAUUGAAAAAUGUAAAAGAUUGUCAGAACAUUAAACCAUCAGAGGCAAAGCGUGUGCUGAAAAAGGCCGCAGUUGGAGACGUGCUUUACCAGUUGAAAUUUGAAAUACCUGAGAAGUUUUAUGAGAAGAUGGGUAUUCAGAAUGUUAGAUUACGCGCCAUUAUACCUGAUUUCAUAGAGGUCAAAGAGGAGAAUGGGGAGAAAGUGCUAAUGAUAUUAGAUGCGAAAGCUUCGAAGGCCGCUAGAGUGGCUCAUCAGUUUCAAGUGGCCUCAUAUGCGUACUUUAUAGAUUACAUUAUAAGCAGAAUGAGAGGCAUUUCAAUAUCGCGUACUGGUGGAAUAUAUCUCCCUCCAUUCCAACUACAGACAUUUCGUAUGGAUUUUCUCUUGCCUAAGAUAGAACGCUUCUUCAGCGUUGAACUUCCGCGUAUAAUGUCGGCAAAUACUGUGUCAUGGCAUUACAACAACCGAUGCAGGAAUUGCGAAUUUGUAAAUACAUGCCGUAGCGAUUCUAAAAAUACUAUAUCAACGAUACCAUAUCUCUCGGUUGACAAGGCUAUUGAUCUAAAAGGUUUUGUGCAAGAUUUUGCCAAUGAAGUGGAUGAAUCGAAUAAAGGCAAUGCUAACGAAACCAUACCUAGUGUAUAUAAUGAGCCACAGAUUGAGGAUCUUGUCAAAUGGUUCGAUGAUCUAAACAUUAAGGAUAAGAAGGACCGAGAUGAUGACCUUAUGAGUAAGCGCGUGCAGGACAUUAUUAAAUACGAUAGAAAAUCUGGACGAUCUCCUUACAUGGAUGCUUUAUCCACGAAGAAAGCACAGUUUAUCGGAACACCUACUGCAGCAUUCCCACAAGUUACCGACCAUAAUCUUGUAAUCAGUAUGUCACUGGAUCCAUUUGUAUCGAAGCCAUUUGGAUGGGCUAUUUGCUUGUAUAAAAGUGAUGGGACAAUAGAAAAACGUCACAGGCACGCCGGUUCUAUUAAGAAAGAAGAUGAAACUGAAGAGACUUUUGUUGCAUUGAUGGAGAAAUUUGUCACGAUAUUAGAUAAGGCGUUUGAGUAUCUAGCAAGUGUGAAAUCUCAUGCCUGUGUCUUUGUAUAUUCUGAAUCAGAAAAAAACACCAUUCAGGAUGCGCUGCUUUCUAUUAUUUCUAUGGAAGAAAGUUCAGUGUCGCCUACAACCCAGCACAUGGCAAGUAGAUGUCUGUUCAAUCUAUUCGAAGACACGUCGCUUCUUAUGGCUAGUAACGAUGCGGAUGCAGACGUGACAGAACUGCCUGACGAUUGGCGAGAGUUUCCUCGAAUUGUGGUGCUUGAACAAGCUAUUAAAACGAAUGUAGCAAUGGAUGUGCCGGGUUUCUAUCGAUUAAAAGAUGUGUGGAAGAGAAUGGUUUAUCCGCUAAUGAAAGAUGAAGCACUUAAGAAUGAAAUCAACGAGAAUUUGUAUAUGAUUGACUUGGAUGGAUUAUACGAACUAUGGGUUGUUGAGAACAACAUAAAUAACACGAACGAUCUCCAUUUAUUGCGAAAUCAUUUUACCAAUGCAGUUAUUCACGCUUAUUAUGACCUACUGAGAAGCCAUACUCCAGACAUCGCUUCCAUAUUAAUAUCCUCACCUCCACCCUUCUCAUUCACUCAGAUUAAGUCAUUUAGUAAUAAUUACUUAGGUAAAUUGUAUUUCUUCAAGCAAUUCGAAGCAGUGACCGGAUGUGCGAAAAUACGAGCUAGUAGGUUCAACGAUCUUGUCCAGAGAGGAGCCGUGUCGGGAGUUGUAUUGGAAUUUGAUAAGUUUGUUAAGAAAGUUAACGAAUCCGAGAGGUAUCCAGAGUGGGUGGCUAGAUUUAUUCUAAUUAGCGGUGGGAAAGAAUUCAGCAUAUUGGAGCCCAGUCAUUUGAAAGAGUACAUUUUGGUCGAUGAUUCAGAUGAGGGAGUUUUACAAGCAAUAAAGUUUCCAGAUAUGGUUUGGCGUAAUAAGUUUGUUGGAUUCCCAGUGUCUGUUGUUAGUCUCUUUGAAAUAGACAACCGGGAUUCCCAGAGAAGGGCCGUGUGCUUGAAAGGAAGGUUCAUUGGCAGUAUUGGAAAGAACUUGAAGACUUAUCGCUUGUAUAAACGUUACGUUGAUUUCAACGUUGAGAAAGUCACUUCCUUGAUGAGUGAGAUUGAUGAGCGUCCCGAUAAUAAGUCUAUCUUUCUGGAUGUAAUACAUGAUCCUAAUAAAUGGGGUUUGCAAAAAUUACACGAAGAAGAUUACAAAGAACUUAAAACUACCGCCCUUAAACUCCGCGACUCGUUCAAAAUGUCUCCAUCACAGAAGGAAAUUUCCGCGUCUCUGCUAGACAGACGCUUACAAAUAGUCUGGGGGCCACCUGGCUCUGGUAAAACGCACUUCCUUGCUCUCUUCACUGCGUGGUAUUUAACGACAGUGAAACCACAACCAUCAAGAAGAAGCAAAAAUUUUGUUAUUGGAGUAACGGCAUUUACACGAGCGGCAAUCGAUAACCUUCUUUUACGUAUUCUGAGUAUUCAAAAAAUGCAUGAUAAAACGGGAGAAUUCGAAAUAUCAUCAAUGGGGAAGGAGGCGAAUAAGGAAGGUGAUAUUAAAGAAUAUGUGGCUGAUUCGCUGGCAAAGAAAAUAAAGAGUGGGCAGUUAGCUCCAGGCGGACAAGCUGUAGUUAUCGGGGGAACUGUAUGGGAUUGGUAUAAAGUUAGGAAAGAAUUGAAGAAGUCGUGGGAUGGGAUAGAUAUGUUGAUCAUAGAUGAAGGAUCACAGUUACUAGUUUCCGACGCGAGCAUCGUACUCGAAUGUCUGAAUCCCAAGACUGGUCAAUUAGUCGUGGCUGGAGAUCACAUGCAAUUGGGUCCGAUUAUUCAGAAUACGUAUCCUGUAUUCCCUGAGGAUCAUCCACUCAUAUUUGGAUCUAUUCAGCAAUGUUUAAUGCGGCGAGAAGAUGGAUCAGUUUUUAAUGAAGACGAUUUCUUCUUAAAGAAGGGCCAGAAGCAUGAUUUCGGUCCGUGCACUAUUCAGCUGAGAGAUAAUUGGCGAAUGAAUGAUGAAUUAAACAGCUUUUUCCAAAAAAUCUACGGUGAUGACUAUAUAACCACAAGACCAGCUCUCAAACUCAAUCUCGACGACACAAUACUUUCCACAAUAACGACCAACGACAACGUCAAACGAGCCCUCACUCCAACCAACGCGAUAACACUCGUGAAGCUUUCUCUCGAUCUUCCAGUACCGUCAUAUAAAUCUCAAACUAGUCUCCUUCCUGAACAAUAUCUCCAAGCCGAAGCAGACGUCGUCUCUGAAAUAUCCAAAGCCUAUCUCGAAUCUGCCCAUAUCCUAGACGACAGGAAACCAUCGCUAUUCAUAGUAACGCCACAUCAUCGCCAACGACAUGCGAUUCAAUGUCGCAUGAGUAAAUACCUCAACAGCUCCGAGUAUGUGCUUCAAAUAAAUACGGCCGAAAAGAUGCAGGGACAGGAAUGUGAUAUGGUAAUCGCAUGCUUUGGUUUCAUGGACGUCUACGAAAUUGCAAGAGAAUCGGAUUUUCUUUUUGAUAGAAAUAGAUGGAACGUCGCCAUCAGUCGAGCAAGAUGCAAGGUUAUCGUGAUUACUACAAAUGAGAUGUUAUAUCCUAAGGGUAUGGAAGUGUUUGCAAAUAAAAAAACAAGCGAAGGAUGGGUGUUCCUCAGUAUGGUAGACAGAUGGGUCAAAGAUCGUUUCGAGAAAACGAAUAAAAAAGGUAGGAAAAGCAAAAACUCACCCGAGAGUACUUCAGUGAUAAAUUGGGUAGUUGAUGGAACCCAGCUUUCUCGCGUUUCCCAAACGUUGGACGUAUUCCUCGCUAUGGGCGGGACCAGGUUAUCUCUGGGUACUCCACGGCGAGUGAGUUCUGCUUCUAGUAGUACAUAUGCGAGAAAAACACCUACCAGCCCGACUGGAACAAAAUCUCCAGCCAAAUCUCAUGAUGUGACAUACACGAUACGUGAGGCUUUUGCUUCACAGGCUGCGUCGGGAUCCAAGAGUACUUCAACAGAUGAUAAGGAAAGUGGUGACGCCGAGACAGAAGGUAACAGCCGAAGUAGGAGUGAUAGUAGCAAUAGCAACAGUAGCAGCGGUAGCAGCAAUAUCAGUAGUGGUGAUACUGUUAAUAUUGUCCCUGUUGAUGUUAAUAGCAACAGUCCAACUGGUGAUGACAGCGAGAAUGUUGUUACCAAGCCGCGUACUGCAAGGAGAACCAGCACUGUAUGA
Molecule: messenger RNA, 4473 nt
Organism: Paraglomus brasilianum
Lineage: Eukaryota; Fungi; Glomeromycota; Glomeromycetes; Paraglomerales; Paraglomeraceae
Source: the annotation of a GenBank genome assembly